CUAGAUAGAUAUAAAGAGAGAGAAAGAGUUUUAGAAAGAGAAAGGGUGAGAGGAGAAGAUCUAGAUCUUGAAGGAUUAGUUUGAGGUGAGAGUUGUGAGCCAUGGAGGUUGGAAGACCUCAGUUGAUUCCGCCAUGGAUCUCUCUCUGUUUCUUCUUCUCCUUGUGUUUCUUCUCCAAGGUCCACUCUUUCUACCUCCCAGGUGUGGCUCCCCAAGAUUUCAAACAGGGUGAUCCUUUGAAAGUGAAAGUAAACAAACUGACCUCUACUAAAACUCAACUUCCGUAUUCGUUCUACUCCCUUCCUUACUGCAAGCCAGACCACAUUGUGGACAGUGCAGAGAAUCUUGGUGAAGUUCUUCGUGGUGAUCGUAUUGAGAACUCUGUUUUUGAGUUUCGUAUGAGGGAACAAGAAACAUGCAAAGUUGCAUGCCGUAUUGUUCUCGAUGCAAAAGCAGCUAAAGAGUUUAAGGAGAAGAUAGAUGAUGAGUAUCGGGUGAAUAUGAUUUUGGAUAAUCUUCCACUAGUUAUGCCCAUAAAGAGGCCAGAUCUGGACUCCAUUGUCUAUCAACACGGAUUUCAUGUUGGUUUGAAAGGACAAUAUGCUGGAAGCAAGGAGGAAAAGUUUUUCAUCCACAACCACUUGGCAUUCACGGUUAAGUUUCACAAGGAUGAACAAACAGAUGCUGCAAGAAUUGUUGGAUUUGAAGUCAAGCCUUUUAGUGUGAAACAUGAAUAUGACGGUAAAUGGAAAGAAAAUACGCAGCUGAAAACCUGUGAUGUCAAUGCUAAACGCACUGUUACAAGCUCUGAUUCUCCCCAAGAGGUUGAAGAUAAGAAGGAAAUAAUCUUCACAUACGAUGUUAAGUUUGAGGAGAGUGAUAUCAAGUGGGCAUCGAGAUGGGACUCCUAUCUUCUAAUGGCUGAUGAUCAGAUUCACUGGUUCUCAAUUGUAAAUUCUUUGAUGAUCGUACUUUUCCUAUCAGGAAUGGUGGCUAUGAUCAUGUUGCGAACUCUCUACCGUGAUAUCUCCAAAUACAACCAAUUGGAGACCCAGGAAGAAGCUCAAGAAGAAACGGGAUGGAAGCUGGUCCAUGGCGAUGUCUUCAGGGCUCCAACAAACUCGGAUUUGCUAUGUGUAUAUAUUGGAACUGGAGUUCAGUUCUUGUGCAUGACACUAGUGACUAUGAUAUUUGCUGCUCUUGGAUUCUUAUCCCCUUCAAACCGUGGAGGAUUGAUGACUGCUAUGCUUCUUCUGUGGGCCUUUAUGGGUGUGUUUGCUGGGUACGCAUCGGCUCGUCUCUACAAGAUGUUUAAAGGAUCCGAUUGGAAAAAAAUCACGCUCUGGACAGCAUUCAUGUUCCCGGGAACAGUUUUCGCCAUUUUCUUUGUCCUGAAUGCUAUAAUUUGGGGCGAGAAAUCUUCAGGGGCUGUACCAUUCGGAACCAUGUUUGCGUUGGUUUUCUUGUGGUUUGGAAUCUCAGUCCCGCUCGUUUUUGUUGGUAGUUACGUAGGAUUUAAGAAGCCAGCUAUUGAGGAGCCUGUCAAAACAAACAAAAUUCCACGACAGAUACCUGAGCAGGCCUGGUACAUGAAUCCACUUUUCUCCAUCUUGACCGGAGGCAUACUGCCAUUUGGAGCUGUAUUUAUCGAGCUCUUUUUCAUCCUUACCUCCAUCUGGUUGAACCAGUUCUACUACAUCUUUGGGUUCCUCUUCAUCGUGUUCGUCAUCCUGAUCGUCACCUGUGCCGAGAUCACAAUCGUUCUCUGCUAUUUCCAGCUUUGCAGCGAGGACUACCUCUGGUGGUGGAGAUCAUACCUUACUGCAGGUUCAUCGGCACUCUACCUCUUCCUUUAUGCAGCGUUCUAUUUCUUCACUAAGCUCGAGAUCACAAAGCUCGUUUCUGGCAUUCUCUAUUUCGGGUACAUGCUGAUUGCAUCAUAUGCUUUCUUUGUGAUGACUGGAACAAUCGGAUUCUAUGCAUGCUUUUGGUUCACAAGGCUCAUCUACUCAUCGGUUAAGAUUGACUAAAUGGGCUGCUGAUAGUAACAAAGAAACCACAUUGUAUCUCUAUAUUGAUGCAUCUUGGGCAUAUGCUUCGAUUUUUCAGCAGAAAUACGCGUUUGUGAAUACGGGCUAUUUCGAGGCUUGUUUUGCCUGUCAUUCUCUCCUUUGAGUAUUUGAAGAGUUAGACACAAUGUUUAGAAUUCUUUUGAGGAAAACAUGUAAUGCACUUAUGAACUCACAAGUUGGUUAUGUUGCUGACAACUACUAUGAUUCUAUAUUUCUAUGAAUGAAAAUGUUUGUAUUAUUUAGUUAUU
Messenger RNA from Ipomoea triloba (trilobed morning glory), 2320 nucleotides. RefSeq names its product transmembrane 9 superfamily member 9-like. The transcript has 7 exons. Lineage: Eukaryota; Viridiplantae; Streptophyta; Magnoliopsida; Solanales; Convolvulaceae. Bases 102 to 2030 code for a protein of 642 amino acids. Gene Ontology annotation, biological process: protein localization to membrane. Gene Ontology annotation, cellular component: membrane. The record is from RefSeq and is a predicted model, not a curated record.